ACCUUCUGCCAACAAAUGGAUAGAGGUUUCGGUCCAGCAGUUCUUGUGCUGCACACGCAACAUAACUGUGCGCUGACGCGCCGUUCAGUUACGAUGAAACCGUCCAAAAUGAUCGGCGGCGAUUAUUCUCUGGAGCUGAACAACAUAUUCCACACGGGCCAAGUGGAACCCGCCUCAUGUUUCCAAAGGCUGUUCGGGUCCGUGCAGACGGGGCUCAUACUCAAGGAUAUCACGUUGGAAGUUCGAGCUGGCGAAGUGAUGGCCAUACUGGGAUCAAAAGGAAGUGGUAAGCGAGCACUUUUAGAAGUCAUUGCCAGACGAAGCAAGGGACUGUCUCGCGGUCAAAUCCUCUUGGACGGGAGGCCUCUUACACAAGCUAUGUUUAACCAGUGUUGUGCGUAUGUUGGCCACCGAGCUGAUCUUGUCCCAUCGUUGUCUGUACAGCAAACACUACACUAUGCAGCUAAUUUAUCUAUCGGCUCUCAGGUCAGUGGCUACGUUAAAGACUCCAGGGUCAGGCAAGUGUUAGCAGACUUGGCCCUGAGUCAAGUGGCCAGGCACAGUGUAGAGGCAUUAACCGAAGGCGAGUACAGGCGGCUAGUGAUCGGGACGCAGUUAGUCAAAGAUCCAGUGUUGUUGUUGUUGGACGAGCCGACCGCUGGGUUGGACCCGUUAACUACGUACUUAGUCGUGUCAAUGGUCAGCAGCCACGCAAAGCGCAGAGGGCGGGCUGUAAUACUCACUAUGGAAAAACCAAGAUCGGAUGUUUUUCCGUUCCUCGAACGCGUUGCUUACUUGUGUUUGGGUGACUUGGUUUACGCGGGACCGACUAGAAUGAUGUUGGACUAUUUCCGAUCGGUUGGCUUUCCGUGUCCAGAAAUGGAAAAUCCGCUUAUGUACUAUCUGUGUUUGUCAACGGUGGAUCGGCGAUCACGCGAGAGGUUCGUCGAGUCGAAUGCACAAAUCGUGGCGCUGGUGGAGAAGUUUAAAAUGGAAGGGGCGCCCUACAGGAAGUCGUCUGCAAUGUCUGUGCUCCUCGGGUCACCGCCCAGUGACCACCAACCCAACUCACAUCCGUAUCCAUAUUCGGCACAAGGGUCUUCGACCACACAAAUCGGAAUGACGUUGUACCAACGCCAGUUCGCGUCUACUUUCGGAUGUUCCUGGCAAGCUCUGUUCUACUUGUCAGCACGACUCGUCGCCAUGCCCAUCGCAUUCCUGUUGAUUUGGAUGUUUUUCCACGACAUUAAGGACUACCAGACGACGUUCAUGUCCCGCAGCGGUCUCCUGUUGACGUGCAUAACGACGACGUAUUUGACUUCAAUAUUCACUACGGCGUACACGUUUGCUCCUCACAGGACACGAUACUAUCAGGAAAAUCAAGAUGGCACGUACAACGGACCACUUUUCCUCGUCAGUUAUUUCACUUUCUCGUUGCCGCUCGCUUUUCUCACCGUCUCUGGAUCGUCGGCCAUACUGUACCACCUGAUGAAGUUUGACGACUGGACGGAAUUGAGUCUUUUUGCGGCCGUGCUGUUGAGCUGCUACCUGUUCGCCGAACAGCUGGUCGUCGCCGUGAUGGCCAUAUCCAGGAACCCUUACAACACCAGUGUGUUCUGUAUUUACAUCGUCAGUGUCAUGAUCGUGCUGGGCAGCGGGAUGCUGAGAUCUUACCGGGGCAUGUCGGAAUGGCUGUCGUGGGUGACUUACGUCACGCAGACCAGGUACGCCGGGGCCUAUCUGACGGCCCAGGCUUUUGACGGCCGACAGCAGUACACCGGGUUGUGGCAAAACGCGGCCCAGAACUGCUCCGAACCCGCGGCCGAGCCGUUCGAGUGCCGGUACCCGGACGGAGCUUCUUAUGUCAACGAGCGGUACCCGGCCGCGGUGGCCGACCCGCAGAUCAACCUGGUCGCCAGCUUCGUGUUCCCGGUCGCUGCCGCCGUGUUCAACGUCCUGCUGUACGUUGCUCCGCUGCCGUCCUACAUCAAGGCCAAGUUCAGAGAGUGAUCGAUGCUCUCCUCAACCCCCUCCUCACUCCUAACCACCACCGUAUGGGUCGACUUCGGUGAGGUUUACACCUGGAGAGUGGCAGAGACGUCGUGCCGGAGGACAGUUCCCUGUCAAAGCAUUUCAAAUGCUGUUUUUCUACCCAAUCAUAAUAUUAUAAUAUAUACACUAAUAUGGAUGGAGUACCCAUAGCGCUGAAGAGGAUCAAUUAUGAAGUACUGUUGGGGUCUGAAAUAAUAUAUUAUACGUGGUUGUUAACGUCAACUCCACUCACAUUGAACAACGACAUAAAUGAGACAAUUCAUAGAGAAGUGUACGAUAUAAUUCCAAGCAUUAAGAUGAAGAAGAAUAAUGCAAUCUUUUGUUUCAAUUUUAUCGCCAGAUUUUUGUGCAAAUUUUAUCAUUUGAGACUUGCAUACUUGGAUCACAUUUAUUAUUGUUAAAUACCUAAUUAAAUUAAUACAAUUUUGUAAAUAUUUAUAAAUAUAUAUUUUUUAAUACAUAUAGGUUAGGUACAUGUAAAUAUAUAUAUUAAUAACUUUUUAAGGAAACAAAACAAUACAUUUUUUGUGAACACCUGCUAUUUCAUAUUUCUACCAAUAAAUUAUUCUUGUGAUCGUUGACUAGAAGAAUCAUACACCGUUUGUUUACGUUGUCUAAUUAUAGUCGCAGUCGGUUUCAAUUCUGCUGUGAC
Molecule: messenger RNA, 2704 nt
Organism: Myzus persicae (green peach aphid)
Lineage: Eukaryota; Metazoa; Arthropoda; Insecta; Hemiptera; Aphididae
Product: ATP-binding cassette sub-family G member 5
Exons: 9
Coding region: 16-2010 (664 amino acids)
Cellular component (GO): plasma membrane
Molecular function (GO): ATP hydrolysis activity; ABC-type transporter activity; ATP binding
Source: RefSeq, a predicted model, not a curated record